UCCUGGACAGAUUUACUUACUCUUAUCUCAGUCUGCACGUUGCUUGAUGGUGACUAAUAACAAAUAACAUCGACUCAUAAUAAACCAGAAGUCAACGCCGUUUACACGCGUCUUGCGGGAUUCAAUAUAAAAAGGAGAGCUUGCAGAACUAGAAUCACUCUCAACACUUCAACUGGAAUACCGACACACUCAUUGAAACAUUAUUGAUAUUGAAGCACAGAACCCAUGCAUUUCGUUUCUUUGCAUUUGACGGGUUUUAAAACAUCGUGUGUAUUUUGUGGUAACGAAAUUACUGAAUUUGAAGACUUUUUAAUUUGAAGAAUUUUAAUUUAUUACAAAAUGGAAUUACGCGUGUUUUUUUCACUGAUGUUUGUGAUCUAUUCUGGACUUUUAGAUGCAGUUGCCUCGGUUGUCUCCAUCUCCGAGUUCCCGACCGUUUCCAGUGCCCCCUUGCGGCAUGUCAGGUCAAAACGCUGCUCCUGUUCUUCAUUCUUGGACAAGGAGUGCGUUUACUUCUGUCACCUCGACAUCAUCUGGAUCAACACACCAGAACGAACUGUCUCCUAUGGACUUGGAAGCCCUCCAAGAAGAAAGCGGUCACUUCAGGAAUCUGUUUUGGACACGCUGGUAGCUACAAGCCCAAGGUGCAAAUGCUCAAAUAUGAAGGACAAGAAGUGUUUGGAUUUGUGUCAGCCUCAAACAGAAUUAAGAACACCACCCCCACAAGAAAAACUUGAAAACAUCCAAGAAAAAAGCAUGGAUUGUGCAGGAAAGCAAUGCAUAUACAAUCUGGCAGCCAACAACAGGAACAUUAAAAGGUUAAAGUACAGAAGCCACACCAGCACCCUGGCAUUGAUUGCAAAUGACAAACUCAAAACCAGGCUUUUAUUAGAGAAGUGGAGGAAAGGCUGGAGUAACAGGUCUAAAAUAUGGAAGAGUCUGAUGGCAGCAUCCUAAAACCACUGGGACAGCCAAGUCUGGAGAGUUUGUUUUAGGCAUACCGGAGAAGCUUGUUGGUAUAGCUCUCAGUCGGAACAGAUUAGCCUUCCGUCCUGGCAAGAGACCAUGGAUAACUGUUUAACGUUUCUGUAUCAGAAGGUUGUAUGACAGGAGCAUCUUGCCAACAUCCCAUGGAAACAGAUUGGAGGGUUAAAUCUACACCGGGUGUGAGAUGGACUAGGGGAAAUCCCUUUAAAAGAUAUUGCUGCUUGAGGAGUGUUGGUAAAAGCAAGAACCUUUUGCGGAGACGCUGAACUAGAAUGUUAUAAUCAGGCAUCUAACGCUUGGUGGCUUUUCAGUGUGCACACGUUACCAGAAUCGAUGGAUGUGAACUGAGUACUGGAGGCACAACCUCUUUUGCACCAAAUGAAGAAUCUGCUAAAUGCGUGACAUUCCUGAUCAGACAUUUACCAAAUGACAUGCCUACCUCUUUCACACGUGUCUAUGCAGUGUGCCCCUGCCUGCAGUGUUGCUUCGACUGCUUCUGUGGGAUCUUUCCUUCACCCUGCAGUUUAGUUACUGACAAAUCCAUGCAUUUGAAGACAGUAUUAGUACUCACACUGUGAGAAUACAUUGGACCUAAAUAACUAACAUUUCGUGUGUUCUAAAUAAUGACUAAAAGUCACAGUGAGCGUUUACAUUGUUUGGUUCAACUAAGAGCAAUCAGCACAUUGAUCUUACUGGGCUUGGACAAGAACAUUGAAACACAUGCAGUACGCAAACAUGACUGAUAUUUCACUAAGAACUCUCAAAAGUCAUGCCUCUAUGGGCCAGUCUGGAGAAUUAUCUUUUUCCACUCCUAGCUUUCCUGAAUGAAUUAUAUCCAAAACACUUUGUGGGCCUCGUAACCUGCUGUCCAACCCCUGUACGAUCAGUACCCAGUCUUAACAAACAAUGCUUGCACACGUUUGAGUCCUUAAAUAAACCUUACAAGUUUGUUUGUUAACUGUUUUGUAAAAUGAACCAAAUCCAUUUGUACUACUAGAAAAAAAUGGAACAGAUUGUGAUCACUCUGUCACAAAGUGGAGUCUAUUUGAAUGCUCUUAACUGUGGCAGAUCUAAACACUGACAUUCUUAACAUCUGUAUUAAUCCAGCUGGGGUGACGUAUUAACAUUUCUACAUACAAUAAAAAAAAGAAAUACAGUGAAAUGAGAGCCACAGAAAAUCAGGUUUAAAAACAUUAGGGUGGUGUUAAAAUCCGCCACUGUUUGGAGCAAUAAAAUAGACCCAGUCUUAUUCAAGAGUGCCUUUUAAUGCAACUAGCUUAGCUAGCUAACCAUUGUCUUGCUAAAAAUGUUGUGUAUAUUUUAUAUAAAUAUUUAUAAUAAAAAGUGGUCACAGAAUUUUAUUGAAAUGUAUAUGGCUCUUAAUAUGAUUUAACCAUGUUAAAUAUGUGUUUAAUACAGGCCACAUUGGUCUAUGAUCUUGCUGUAUGUAAUAUUUGUAUGAAAAGUUUCGAAAUGCUGUUGUACCUAGAGGGGAAAAACCCUUUUGGAAAUAAAUAUGAUAUAAACUACA
Molecule: messenger RNA, 2518 nt
Organism: Acipenser ruthenus (sterlet)
Lineage: Eukaryota; Metazoa; Chordata; Actinopteri; Acipenseriformes; Acipenseridae
Product: endothelin-1
Exons: 5
Coding region: 340-957 (205 amino acids)
Biological process (GO): intracellular calcium ion homeostasis; vein smooth muscle contraction; regulation of vasoconstriction
Cellular component (GO): extracellular region
Molecular function (GO): endothelin A receptor binding; hormone activity; endothelin B receptor binding
Source: RefSeq, a predicted model, not a curated record